AUGUCAGGAAAGAAAGUGGAUGCGGAAAUUGUGAGGAAGCAAUAUAUACCCGAUAGGAGCUUCAUUGAUGAAGCUGAAAUUAUUGACGUGUCUACUUUUGACUUCGAUGACAGUGAUGGCUGGUUGUAUGUACCAACAAAAUAUAAAACGGAAUCUACAGUUCAUGAUUUGUACACCUGGUUAAAAACUGAACCGGAGCUGACUUUUUCAGCUAAUAGAAAAUCUAUUGAUACAAGAACAUUUACAAGAUCUAAGAAACGGUCUAGUAGAACUAGUUUUGAAUCUAUUUUGGAAUCUUUAUCUUCACCUGUGUCAAAUACAUGGAGAACUUCAAAUUUUUCAAAUAUAGAGGAAGAUUUAAAUAAAUAUUCAGACAUAUCUAUUGCCAAUAAAGAAGAAACUGUGCCCUCUAUGUUAAAAAUGGCAUCUAACUCAAAUGUUACUUUCUUUGCUGAUGAGGCCAUAAUGUCAGGUCAAGAAAGCAUGGAAGUAUUCUUAAAUAUGUCUCAGUCAAAGGGAAUUGAUUCAUUUAUUAAUUUAAUGGAACCUGGACUUAAUGAUCCUCUGAUGAAUGUUUCACAACCCUCUAUUUUUUAUUCAUCUAUUACCUCAUUGCCUAGAGAUGAUUUAUUACAUAAUACAGAAUGUGAUAAAGAUGAGAAAGCUUUAAAUGUGAUUCAGUUAUGUAACCAAGGAAUAGACAAAUAUGAGGAUGUUGGAGACUUAAAUAUCAAUGAGACAUUUUUAAAAAGUAAUGAAUCAGACAAUAACAAAAGCUACUGCCUGAUUACAACGAAUAACAUACCUACACAUAAAUCUGAUGAGAUUAAAAAUGAAAUGAAUGAAACCUAUAAUGUUGAUAUAACUUCUGAAACAGUUACAUUGUCAAAUUCUGAUAAAGAUAAAUCUAGUACAACUAAUUUGUCUUCCACAUAUGUAAAUAAAAAUGAUAAUAAUAUAAAAUUAUUACAAUCUGAAAAUAAUGAAAUGAAAGAAUUAUGUAACUUAAAUACUACAUAUCCAUCAAUUUCUCAGAAAGAAAAAAACUUGCUUGUUUUAGAUACUACAUAUUGUACUAUAGAUACUGAAAAAGCAAGUAAUGGUGUAGCUUCAACUGAUAAAAGUGACAUGCAACAUAACAAAGAUGAAUCAGACAAAUUGCAAAAACCUGUAAUUCACAAUAUAACGAAAAUUAUGGUUGACUCUUCCAUGCCUCUCGCAAAUUCUUCCUUUUCGCUUAUUCAUGAUGAUGCUUUGAAUUCUGUGUUUAAGUUACCAAUUCCUCUUUGUAAUCAGUCAACGCCUAAAAAUAUGGAUACAUUAAAUUCUACAUACAGAAUGACUAAUAAACAUUUAGAGCCACCUCGAGUAUAUAAUACAAUUUUAAAUUCGAACUUUAAAACGCCGACUUUAUUGAGGAAAGAAUUAUUAGCAGAAAUAUACAAAAGUGGAGAUCACAGACUGGAUUGCACAUUUAAUCAUGUAGAUAAAGUAUGUCAAAAUGCAAAACCUAAGAAAGAAAUUGAUGAAGCUUUGUGUCAGAAUGAUAAAAAUGAUAUUCCUGUAGAAAAUAAAUACAAUACAUAUAAAAAGGAGUCAUCACUUAGCAAAAUUAAAUCUCAUGCUGAAAUAACAGAGGAAGCUGAGUCUUGUAUUAAAAAUUCACAAGAUAAGAAAUACUAUACAUUUACGAAGAAAGGUGGUAAUCACAGUGGAAAAAGUGAUAUGGAAAACGCUGAAUCGUUUGACAAUGUAGAUGCUAUGUUCGUAAAGCCGUUUUCGAAAUUACAAAAACGAAAGCAACAUAUUCCACGGAUGCUUUCAAAAUUACCACAGUUCCUUCAAAAAUCUAAUCCAAAUCUUAUAUCCAAUUCAUUGAAAACUGUUAACAUGUCAGGAUGUACGAAUACAUCUAAAGUUGGAUAUAUGAAAGGUUCACAGCCAAACAUUGUUAGAGACGUUGAAAAAAGUUUAGCAAAUAAAUUAUACUCUUUAGGAAAGAUGAAAAGUGGCUCUGAACAACGACUCUUAGAAUUGAAUACAGGUGUGGGAGAAUUACAAAUGUUGGGUGCUGGAGGAUCUACAGAAAGUAUUGAAAGUACUCAAAGUGCUCAUAGUGCACCUGAUUUAGAUGAUAGACUCAGUACAUGUUCAGACAGUAGCCAUAAUUCAUAUACAACCCAGCCAAUGAAUAUUGAACAACUUCAUCAGAUAGUACGAAUGCAGGAAGAAAGUUUGAAACAAGAUACAACAUCUCGAUUGGAUAGGCGAGUUGUAGAAAAUACUUGGAUUGAUAUAAAAAAAGAUUUACCUUCCCCUAUAUUAAAGAAUGGUGUUGAUAAUCGCGAUAGUGAUUCACCAUUGAGUAUGGAUUUUAAUGUUAAAACAAGUUCUCCAAUAUUAAGUCCCACGAGAUCUAGUCAGUCAAUAAACACUGAUGGUCAUUCUAUGGAAACUGUAUUGAAGCAACAGAAUGAAGUAGACAUGGUGAAAAAAGUUAAAGUUUUUAAUAAACCAGUUAUGAAAGUUGAAAACAAGACAAGAUUACGACCACCAACGAAUUGGAACACUGGAAAUAGACCUUCAAAUCUUAUGAGCGCUAUACCUAGACCACCAUCACGCAUACCAGCACCCAGGUUUGUCAGGCCAACAAAAAAUAUCCAAGGUGAUAUAAAACGAGGAUAUAUGUAAAAUUAUAGGGCGUAUUGAUAAUCAUA
Molecule: messenger RNA, 2717 nt
Organism: Eufriesea mexicana
Lineage: Eukaryota; Metazoa; Arthropoda; Insecta; Hymenoptera; Apidae
Exons: 7
Coding region: 1-2691 (896 amino acids)
Source: RefSeq, a predicted model, not a curated record